Molecule: messenger RNA, 3153 nt
Organism: Paramormyrops kingsleyae
Lineage: Eukaryota; Metazoa; Chordata; Actinopteri; Osteoglossiformes; Mormyridae
Gene: nacc2
Product: NACC family member 2
Biological process (GO): regulation of transcription by RNA polymerase II
Molecular function (GO): DNA-binding transcription factor activity, RNA polymerase II-specific; protein binding; RNA polymerase II cis-regulatory region sequence-specific DNA binding
Source: RefSeq, a predicted model, not a curated record
UCGGCGUCCAUGCGAGCCACACACUCCCUUCCUGGACGGGCGGAGAGGCAGCCGGAGAGGCAGCCGGAGAAAGGGGGCGAGCGAGCGAGCGAGCGAGCGGACGCCGGGGCAGCGGCCUGAGCCGAACAUACCUGCAGCCUGUAACUUUACAGCCCGACAAAUAUCACAGCCUCAAGAAGUGGACGGUGGCGCUUUUAUGGAGGAGAGACGCAGCCGACGCCCCCUAAGCUGGCCCUGUCCCCAGUGAAGCCCCAACGCUAUCACCAUGUCCCAGCUGCUGCACCUGGAGAUCCCCAACUUCGGCAGCACGGUGCUGGGCUGCCUGAACGAGCAGCGGCUGCAGGGCCAGCACUGCGACGUGUCCAUCGUGGUGAACGGCCAGGCCUUCAAGGCGCACCGCGCGGUGCUGGCCGCCAGCAGCCUCUACUUCCGCGACCUGUUCAGCGGCAGCUCCAAGGCGCAGUUCGAGCUGCCGUCGUCGGUGGCGCCCGCCUGCUUCCAGCAGCUGCUCUCCUUCUGCUACACGGGCAAGCUGACCAUGGCGGCCAGCGAGCAGCUGGUGAUCAUGUACACGGCGGGCUACCUGCAGAUCCAGCACAUCGUAGAACGGGGCAUGGACCUCAUGUUCAAGGCCAACUCGCCGCACUGCGACUCGCAGACCGCCGCCAUGGAGGACACGGGAUCCGAGCCCCAGAGCCCCAGCAACAACCCGGCAGCGGCACUGGGCCCGCCCUGCUGGUCCAUGUCCGUGUCCGGCGCCAGGGGCAGGAUUAAGCAGGAAGGGUGCGAACCCCCGCUUUCUGUACCCGGCGUGGGGCAGAAGCGGGCAGCGGGGGAGGCGGCCACAGCGGGGGUUCGGCUGGGGCGGGGCAGCUCGCUCUUCUUCACUGGGGCUGGCGGCAGUGUCAUCUUCCCAGGCAUGCAGUCCUACCAGCUCACCACUGGGGAGCGCUCCAGUCCCGGAGCGUCCAGUCUGCCCACCACUGACAGCCCCACCUCCUACCAGAACGAGGAUGAGGAGUUUGAGGAAGAGUCAUACGACAGCAUCGCGGAGGAUGUUUAUGGGCAGGGUUACGUUCGCUCUGGUAAUCCCUACAUCAUCACGGACAAGCAGGACGCGGCGGCCAUGCCCCUGCCGCCCGAGGGCCGCUCCUGCGUGCUGAUCCGCCGUGACCUGGUGGCACUGCCCGCCAGCCUCAUCAGCCAGAUCGGCUACCGCUGCCACCCAAAGCUGUAUUCGGAGGGCGAUCCCGGGGAGAAGCUGGAGCUGGUGGGAGGCACCGGCGUGUUCAUGACUCGGGGGCAACUGAUGAACUGCCACCUCUGCGCAGGGAUCAAGCACAAGGUGCUACUGCGUCGUCUUCUGGCCACAUUCUUUGACAGAAACACACUGGCUAACAGCUGUGGGACAGGGAUCCGUUCGUCCACCAGUGACCCCAGCCGUAAGCCGCUGGACAGCCGUGUGCUGAACGCCGUCAAACUUUACUGUCAGAACUUUGCUCCGAACUUCAAGGAGAGCGAGAUGAACGUCAUCGCGGCGGACAUGUGCACCAACGCGAGGCGGGUACGGAAACGCUGGCUGCCCAAGAUCAAGUCUAUGCUGCCUGAUGGCAUGGAGGUGUACCGGGGUGGGCCUGCCGUGGGGGGUGGCCAUGGCAUGGCGGGGGCAGGUCUCUCCUUACCCUUCGAGGCUGACUUCAAGCCGCUUACUCCAGCCAAUCUGAGCUUCGAGCAGCGGCCCUACACCGAGCGCAAAGAGACACCGCGGACUCCCCUGCAACUGGGCGGGGCCAGCCCGGGGCCGAGCAUGGAGGAGGCGGAGCCUGAGCUGGAAGGGCCCCCGGCAGAGGAGGAGCCAGAGGAAGAGGAAGCAGCGCUACACAGCUUGGAGGGGACCGUCCCCCUUACUCCGGGGGAUGACCCAGAAGGGGACGGAUGCCAGUCCCCCACAGCUGAGGAGCAGCAGAAGGAGGAGACAGGGGAGGACCUGCGAAUAAACGGCCAGUGAGACCAGCAUCUGAUCACCUGCCUCUCAGAAGGAGACUCUGCACCACACUGAAACACGCUGCAUUAAAUGCCGGUGUGUUCUUUGCAUGCACAUCUGUUACGCACCUGUAGGGGGAGCAGGAGAGGCCACUGAGACCUAGAAUAUAAAUGCACGUCAACAUGUACAUACAUACACCCACACUCACGCAGUCCUGAACUUCUCGGAGGUGACUGAGUAUCGAAUGCAAGCUUCUCUGUGAAAAUGGUGACCAAUUUAGUUUCCUGUGUUUAACCCAGUUAGUAGUUACCUAAACAGAGAUUAACUGCUCAUUAUCUCCAGAAUCACGUUCAGCAUAGACCUGUAUUUAAAAAAAGUGUUAUUUCCUUAUGUUUAAGUACACUUAAUAAACAAAGAUUCACAUGAAUGUAUCCAUUCAUGAUCUGUUAGUCCCAGCUUUUCUGAAAAGUACGAUGAGAAAUUGACAGUCAGUAACAAAAAGGGUGAUUUUUCUUCCCCUUAUUUUUAAAAUCAAACUUUCUACAUGUAUAGAAAAUUUGAAUUCAUUGGGAAAGGGAUAAAAUGACAUGGUGAAGUGUUAAUUUUUAAGAGAGACAAGAUGUGUCUCCAUGGAAAAUGGGACUUUUGUUCAGCAUUGUAGAGUCCAAUAACGGCCAGUCAUGGAAAUUUGCAUUAGGAAAUGUGUCUAAUGUCUAUAUGAAGCAUGACUGGCCUGUAAAGCGUGUUUGUACACCCUGUCCUGUACAGAAGAGUGGGAAGUGAAAUGAUUUCCUGGCUUCAGAUUAAGAACCUUCUGGACUUAUAGCAAAAGGGCUUCUUCCCUCUCUGUCCUGUUUCAAGUCCCCCGACACGCCUGAACACUUCACAAGUGGUCGUGUCCGGCCAGGCGUCUGGAGGUCGAAAAGGAUCAAGAUCCACAAGCUAUGGGGGGGGAUAUGUAUCACUUGUGCCCCCUGCUGGGGGACAUCCUCCCCAGCCUUCUGCCUGCCACGGCUGGCAGUGCAGGACAGAAGGGGGGUAAACGCACCAAAUACACCUGCAUGCAGCCCAAUAAGACGAGCAAAGCCAGGCUCCGACAUGAAUACAAAACACAAAAAAAAAAACAUGCUUCAGUUGCUUGGAGAUAAAUAGUCGCUCUUGUAAACAAA